CGGAAGCUGGGGGUGUCGCGAGUAGCUUAGCGGUAGGAAGGAGCCCGACACCCCGGUGUAUUUUAGCCUUUUCCUGUGUUUUUCCCAGGUUUUUGAAAACUCCUCCGUGUUUGAGUUUGCAUCUCCAAUGGAGGCUUUACAGUUAAUUAUCUUCUUUUCUUGUGACUGAUAACAGUAACACCCUCCGCCACAGACCAAGGUCACAUGCUCGACACAGCUAGGUUAGCUCGCUGUGGCUAACACGUGAAAUUGCUCCGUAAGUCGAAUUGUCCUCACGCAAUGGCUGGGCUGAUUAAUUUUGAGGACGAAAAGGAGGUGAAGCAAUUUCUAGACAACCUGGGAAUGGAGUACAGCUAUCAGUGCUACCGAGAGAAAGACCCUGAAGGCUGUCAGAGACUGGCAGAUUACUUUGAGGGUGUAAAGAAAGACUACGAGUCCACAGCUCAGGUUCUCAAGCACAACUGUGAGGUGAAUGGUCACGGUGAAAGCUGCUACAAGCUUGGAGCUUACCAUGUCACGGGGAAAGGUGGAGUGACAGAGUGUCUGAAAACAGCCUACACCUGUUUUAUGAAGGCAUGUCACACCAAGGGGAAGAAGUCAGUGGACGCUUGCCACAAUGUAGGCCUGCUUGCCCAUGAUGGUCGAGCCUUGGAAGGGGGUCCAGACCCUGUGGCUGCUCAGCAGUACUAUGUGAAGGCUUGUGACGGGGGUUUUGCCCCAAGCUGCUUCAACCUGAGUGCCCUCUACAUCCAAGGCUCAGCAGGGGUGGAGAAAAAUAUGUCUCUGGCUCUGAAGUAUGCCAUGCGGGCCUGUGAGCUGGGCCACGUCUGGGGCUGCUCCAACGCCAGCCGCAUGUACAAACUAGGCGAUGGCACAGAGAAGGAUGACGAGAAGGCGGAGAAGUUGAAGAACAGAGCGAAAGAACUCCAUGGACAACAGAAAGAGCAGCAGAUAAAAUUCGGAGAGUGAAGGACAGAGAGCCGGACUGUGACGUGUGUGUAUCCUCUGAUGGGCUAUGCAGUUUAAAGGAUAUGGGGAACAAAAGGUGUGAGAAGUUUGUGUAUCAUCCAUGGAUCAAUACUUGUGUACAUACUGUGCCAUUGCAUUGAUGUUAUGCCUUUUCCAAAUUUAAGAUCUCUACCAGUGGAUUCAGGAUUUUGAAAAUGCACUGAACUUUAAUUUAUGACCUUUUGUGUGAAAUAAUUAUAAAUUUGGCAAUAGGACUAAAAUGAAUAAAUCCAAAAUACAAUAUACAGAAUAUAUGAACAAUUUUUGA
Pygocentrus nattereri (red-bellied piranha) is the source of this 1276-nucleotide messenger RNA. Its product is annotated as cytochrome c oxidase assembly factor 7. The transcript has 3 exons. The coding region runs from base 280 to 969 and encodes 229 amino acids. Gene Ontology annotation, cellular component: mitochondrial intermembrane space. The record is from RefSeq and is a predicted model, not a curated record. Lineage: Eukaryota; Metazoa; Chordata; Actinopteri; Characiformes; Serrasalmidae. Gene Ontology annotation, molecular function: protein binding.